This is a messenger RNA of Effrenium voratum, 2684 nucleotides long. The record is from the annotation of a GenBank genome assembly. NCBI's taxonomy places the organism in Eukaryota, Dinophyceae, Suessiales, Symbiodiniaceae.
AUGAGCCAUGGUGUGGCGGUCAGCACGGAGGUGGUUCAGAUUUCCUUGCAGCGCCACAGGAGGCCUACGGAAAGGAGAUGGCCAGCAAAGACCUGGCUCCUGCCAGGCUUCUCCUGGGGCCCUCCGUGGCAGUGGCAGCCAAAGAUCUGGCAGCCGCAGGCGCGGCGCCCAACGAGCUCCUUACGAAGAGUUCAUUUGCAGGACUUGGGUGACCUGCAGUACAUAGCAGAAGUCUCGAUUGGCUCCAGUUCUAGCACGUUUCGCUUGAUACUGGACACGGGCUCCUCAGAUCUUUGGGUGUCCGGGGAGCAGUUCAUACCAUCGCUCUCAGACACAUGGACCCCGCUGCCGCAAGCUGGUCUAGUGAAGCUGGACUACGGGCAGGGAGAAGUGGAAGGAAUCGUUGGUGUGGACAAAGCCUGCUUGCUGGCUAAGCCGGUUCCUCUCUGCGUCGAGCAGGAGUUUCUGGUGGCGAAGCAGGUGAGUGACUUGAGCCUCAACACCUUUGAUGGCAUCUUGGGACUCGGCUUGCCCGGCCUGUCCCACGCCAACCAGGACUUUGUCCAGUCCCUGGCGCGGAGCUAUCGCGAGGUGCAGUGCUUCUCCUUUUCGCUGAAUCGAGAGGACAGCAAGUCAUUUGCACUGUUCGGGCCUUGUGCAAAGCUUCUUCGCAAGGCCGCCAAAGAGACGCACCUACCAGAGGAGCAAGCAGCUCUUCUGAGUGUUCAGCGGCUUUUCGGGUUCGCGAGAGGCUGGUGGCUGGUGUCGCUGGCGAUUUCCUGCGACGGAACCAGAAUUUGGCAGGGCCCGGAUAUGUACUCCAUCUGCGGGCUGGAAGUGGCCGCCUUGCUCUUGCUGUCCCUCUACCCGGGCAGGAGGAGCUCCCGUGGCCAAUCAUCAGACUGCAGGAAGCGCGUUUGCAACGCCUGCUUUGCGCUGUGUAGCUUCUUCCAGGCCUUGGUCUUGAUGCUGCUGCUGAUUGCCCUCCUUGUGCUUCUGGCUCCUAUGGUGGUCAACGCGUUUCAGUCUAAGGUUCUUGUUGCCUUAGACACUGGAACAUCGCUGAUAGUCAUCCCGACAGAGAACUUCCAGCAGGUGGCGGACGCCAUGUUCGGGCUCCGUCUGAGAGACAGCUGCGUCCUCUCCAACAGCGAGCUGCUUUGCGCCUGCGAAGUCGCGGCGGAGGCCAAGGCGUUGGACUUUCACUUGGGCGAUGUGAGACUGAGUCUGCAUCCUCUUCAGAUGUUUGCGAAUGUGAAUGCCGAAAUCCUCGGAGAUCAGCCUGCCUGCCGAUCUGGCUUGGCCACGCAAGACCUCCGCUUCUGGAUCCUGGGCGACGUCUUUCUGAGUCGGUCAGCUCCGCGGGGCGUCCGCUCCAUGCGAGUCCUGCGCUCUGAGCCCAAAGAGAAGCGCUGCGCUGUCCGGCGCUGGCCCUCGGCGACAGGCCGAGGCCUCCGCAUCCUCAUCUAUGGGGACAGCUUGACGGCUGGGGCGCCCAGCAUGGUGCCCUUCGCCCAGGAGCUGCACCGAGCGCUCGAAGGCGGCGCCGGCGCCGAAAGCUGCGAGGUGGAGACCACGGCCUGCGGGCUCUGCGCCUCUACGGCGCUGCAGAUGCUGGCGGUGCUGGAGGAGCCCUAUGUGGUAGAUGCUCUUGGUGGCAGCUGGGGCUCAGGGCUUGUCCAUCUGGCUAAAGAGGCGAGCUUAGCGAUCAUCAUGGCUGGCACCAAUGAUCUGGCCUCGCCUGCGCCGGCCGGCGACGUUUCAAAGGCCAUACAGGGAAUGCAUGUGGCUUGCCAUCGCGUCGGAGUACCUACGGUGGCUUUAGGUGUUCCAGAUGCUGGUGGUCGGUUCAUUCGGCGACUUGGGCAGGCACUGCCCACCAAGCGCCGUGCUGUGAACGCAGCGCUGGCAGUAUGGGCACGGGAGGGAUUCGAAGAUGGGACGCGCCCAGAACUCUUCAUCAACACGUCAGCCCUACUGCCUCACGGUCCCAGGAGCAGACGCGCCGGGCACUGGGAGCGCGACGGCGUCCACUUCACCGCGCAAGGCGCGGAAGCUUUGGGCGCGCGCCUGGCGCGGAUUCUGCGGCCGCUGGUUCAAAGGCGGGACGCUGAAGCUUUGGGCAGGUUCCAAGGAACCCGCGGGUAGGGCUCUUAAAAUUCAUGUUCUGGCAGGUGUGGCAUUUAAGGCUGUUGGGUUGUUUGUUGCGGAUGGUUUGCUGUCAGGGGUAAUGGGGAAGUUGGAUGGCUGGGAAUAGCUGGCAAGGCUUUUUGGAGGAACACAUGCUGGUUGCAAACAAAAAGAAGCUGACUGUGAUUCGUUUGUGAAGCAGGGCGGAGCACAGGCCCUGCCCUGGCUGGCUGCGGCAGCAAACGCCAUGGUGGUGUGGUUGGCUACCAGCAAAGCGGAAAUCCUUGCUGGCCAAUGGCAAGGCAGCGAGCAGGCCUUCAGCAGAUGACAUGUUUAUCAGUUUAUCGUUGCAAUGACAGUUGCUGGUCCCCGUAGGCUAGAAGCGGACGCCUUGGUCAAGACCGCCGCUGACGGGCCCAUCCCAUCUCUUGAUGCUUUCCUGGAGGCGUUGGAUUUGGACGAGGCUGAGCCGGCAGAGCCCGAAGCCUACUGCAUGGACCUUGCGGGAGAAGCGGCUGAGACCAUUCAGUCCUACUUCAGAUUGCGCAAGCUUG